Marchantia polymorpha subsp. ruderalis is the source of this 2214-nucleotide messenger RNA. The record is from the annotation of a GenBank genome assembly. Lineage: Eukaryota; Viridiplantae; Streptophyta; Marchantiopsida; Marchantiales; Marchantiaceae.
GUCCCGUGGCCGGCACUUACUGGGAACGACCUCUGGAGGUUCUGCUACUAUAGAGGACAGUGAUGAAGUGAUCGCCGGAGAGUGAGGUUCAGGCUCUAGGAGUUGCUGUCUUGCUGGCGAGAGCAAAGUUUAUCACAUUUGGAUGAAAAUUGUGGAAAGAGAAUUGGAAGGUACAUUCAUUCGUCCGACGAGAGUGGAGAUCACAGUGGUCUCUGACCUCUUACUCCGCAGGCCUCGCGUCCGACAGUUGCCAUCCCACCUUACUGGAGGAGGGCUGCUGCUCAGCUCAACGCAGCUCAACUCAAGUCUUCUUUUCUCGGCUCGGGCAAAUUCACAAGUCGGAGUGCGUCUUGCCGUGUAGGAUUCAAAUCUCAUAGUUGAGCUCUGCUCCGCGAGAGGCUCUGAUGGCUGCUUACAGGCAUCAGAGGGCUACCGGGCCAGCGACGGUUCUGGCGAUCGGCAAAGCCAAUCCGCCCACAGCUUUUCCGCAGAGCGAGUAUCCCGAUUUUUUCUUCGACAUCACAAAUUGCAACGACAAAACGGCAUUGAAGGCCAAGUUUGCGCGCAUCUGCAAGAACUCUGGAAUCAACAAGAGGUAUUUCCAUUGCACCGCAGAAAUCCUGCGCGCCAAUCCGUGCAUGUGCACGUACAAGGAAGCGUCGCUCAAUGUGCGCCAGGACAUCGCCAUCAGGGAGGUGCCGAGGCUAGCGGAGAAAGCUGCGAUCAAAGCUCUUGAGGAGUGGGGGCAACCCAGAAGGCAAAUCACGCACAUGGUCUUCGCCACCACGAGCGGGGUCAACAUGCCGGGAGCAGAUCUCACUCUCACCAGGAUGUUGGGCCUGAAUCCGAACGUGACCCGGACCAUGCUCUACCAGCAAGGAUGCUUCGGAGGAGCCACGGUCAUGAGAGUGGCCAAAGAUCUGGCCGAGAACAACAAGGGCGCAAGAGUGCUGGCGGUGGUGAGCGAGCUGACUUGCGUCACAUUCCGAGCUCCUCACGAGGAGCAUCUGGAUAAUCUCGUGGGCUCGGCCAUCUUCGGAGACGGAGCGGCUGCGCUGGUGGUGGGCUCGGAUCCCGUGCCGGAGCUGGAGAAGCCUCAGUUCGAGAUCCACUGGUCCGGGGAGACAGUGUUGCCGGAGAGCGAUGGCGCCAUCGAAGGACGACUGACUGAAGCUGGGCUGAUUUUCCACCUGCUCAAGGACGUGCCCGGAUUGAUCUCCAGGAACACGCUUCCCAUCUUCAACAAGGCUUUGGAAGUCGCCGGCUCUCCGAGCUGGAACGAUAUCUUCUGGUGUGUGCACCCUGGAGGUCGAGCGAUUCUGGACGAGGUGGAAAAGACUUUGAACUUGAAGGUCGAGAAGAUGAUGGCCACGAGGGAGGUGCUGUUCGAUUACGGCAACAUGUCUGGAGCGAGUGUGCUUUUCGUACUGGAUCAGCUGCGCAAGAGAUCGGCUGCCAUGAAUGCCUGCAACACUGGAGAAGGAUGUGAGUGGGGGCUAGUUGUGGCUUUCGGACCCGGCUUGACUGUUGAAGUUUCUGUGUUGAAAGCCAUUCCCACCAACUCUGCCUGAGCCAGGCCCAUCUCUGACCUCCAUUCCCGUCUCAAUUCUCGCUGUAUCAUUUUCCUGUCACUAUAUUAGGUUAGCAACUGCUGUGAGGUGUACAGUAUGUACUUAUUCUUCUGCCGGAAGCGUCGAGCAUGCGAGCUAGAGCGCGCUCAGAUCUUUACUUGCACCUACAUUUGAUGAUCAAGCGGUCGAUAUGUUUAUUUGUUCAGCUCCGUUUGAAGCCUCGAGGAAGACGAGUGCAGACACGUGAAGAAACUGUUUUCGUUUGGAUUGUGGUAAUUUGCUGAGCAUCGAGGCACUAGGCCACAUUGUAGAGGAUUUACUGUAAUAUAGAUUCACGCUUUGUCUCUGACAGUGCUUGAUGAGUUGUAUAAACGAGGAAGAUCAAAGUUCUGUUUCUGCCCAUGCCAGUGGUUGUCAUAGGCCUCGAAACGCCUCCUAAACCCCUGUUGCAUUUCAUCUGCCUACUUUUUACAUGACGAGCUUCGUACUAUGGAGCAGUGUGAUUUUUUUAAGGAGGCUAAGGCCUGCAACUAAUUUCGAGGCCUUCAUGCGAUUACACGUUUUGAAGCAGUGCAUCCUCUUAACACUGCGGUCCGAACAUGGAAAACAAUGGCCUGCUUAAGAUGUACUGUGAUAAUUUUUU